Ruditapes philippinarum (Manila clam) is the source of this 2630-nucleotide messenger RNA. RefSeq lists its product as uncharacterized. Gene Ontology annotation, biological process: proteolysis. The coding region runs from base 51 to 2576 and encodes 841 amino acids. The transcript has 22 exons. The record is from RefSeq and is a predicted model, not a curated record. Gene Ontology annotation, molecular function: metalloendopeptidase activity. NCBI's taxonomy places the organism in Eukaryota, Metazoa, Mollusca, Bivalvia, Venerida, Veneridae.
GUCAUGACUUACUAAUCACAGGGAGAAUUUCUUAUUUAAGUUAAACAGUCAUGCGAGCCUUCGGGUGGAACGGGACUUUGCUGCUGUUGCUGGGAUGGUUGGCUAUAAAUAAUGUUGAGUCAAGCAUCGGGACCCGUGCCAACACGCCCUUAGUGAUUGAAAUUGUGGCCGUGGCCGACUACAGCGUAUUUGACGAAUGGUACAAGACGACAGACUCCAGUCUCCCGCAUGCUACACGUGUUAAUAUAGCCAAGCAUAACCUGACUACAUGGGUUGGGACCACUAUUCAUUCAGCAAAUUUUGUAUACAAAGAACUUGAAGCUCACAACUUGUUCAUUUCGUUGAAACUGGUAGAUUUGAGAGUAAUGACGACUGUCGCAGAUUCACCGUGGACAGAGACGACGAAAUUCAAGAUGAACUCAACUUACAUGAUAGACUAUAGAGACGUACAUCCAUUGUUUAAGCCUACGUCCCUGGCAUUACAAAAAACCAUACCACAUGACCAUGCCAUGCUUUUGACUAGAUACACGAUGACUCAUCGUUCAAAUGGAACACAUUUCUAUGCAGGGAACACGUUUCUGGCUUCGGAAUGUAAACCAAAAAGUCAGUCUAUAAUUAAAGAGACAAGGAACAUGUAUACAGCCAAUACCAUUGCCCAUGAGCUAGGCCAUACUCUCGGAUGUGAACAUGAUGGUGACAAUAACGCAUGCGCAGACGGAUAUGUAAUGGCACCCCAACUUUCCAUGACAAGUACAAGAAAAUGGACGUUUUCAUCGUGUUCAGUGCAAUAUAUAAGGAAUUUCAUCACUAAGCUUAAUAGCGAACAUCAUAAUUGUCUAGCAAGCGUGAACGACAACCAUGUAAACAUGGAGGUUUACAAUGCAUCUCAGAAGUGGGUGGGGGAGGUUUUCACUCAUGACCAGCUGUGUGUAGGAUAUAGCGGUAAAGGAUCGUACUUCUGUCGGGACAAAUAUAACGGGAAUUUCACAGGGAUGUGUAGGAGAAUGUUUUGCUACAAUCCUUAUUCAAAGUUUUGUACUUACACAGACGCUGGGGACGGUAUUCCUUGUGGAACUGGCUCAUGGUGCAAGACAGGAGAAUGUGUUAAGGACAGUCGAGUAUCUCAAUCCUUCAGUGAUACUUGCGUCGCCGGGGACGAGAAAGGGGCUGUAGAUGGAAAUAAAACAUGCGCGGAAAUUGUAGCGGAUGGUCAGUAUAACUGUCUGCGAGGUGACAUCAAGUAUAAAUGUUGUGGAUCAUGUAGAACCGUGACUACACAUACUGUACCGGCGGAUACACAAUGUCAACAACACUUUGGAGAUGGCUCGUACAUGUGUAGGUAUUCAAGCUAUUACCAUAACAACACAUACUCGAAAAUAUGCCAUUCCUUAUUGUGUACCCGGCCGACCAACCCGGGAUAUUGCAAUGGUAUGAAAGCCUACGACAAGACGUCAUGUGGAGACAAGAUGUGGUGUAUGAAUGGAGAAUGUGUACACAAUACAAAUGCUGUAUCAGUCCAUGAAGCAAGUUGUAUACCCGGAGACAGGCAGGGUGUAGUGGUUGAAAACCAAACAUGUGCACAUCUUGUGAAGAACUCUCCGAGAAGAUGUCUUGAUUCAAAUAUCAAGCGUUUAUGUUGUAUGUCUUGCUCUAAAGUACACGUAUCUGCCAUACAUGUAGACGAACAAUGUAGCAGCAAGUUUGGACAAGGGUCCAAAAUGUGUAGGGAUAUAAAUAGUUAUACAAGUCAUCCGAACCACCCGUAUUCUGUGAUAUGUGGAGGCCUAUACUGUAGCAAUACAACUGUUCCUUCCAUGUGUCACUGGAUGAGACCGUUUGACAUGACACCAUGUGGUGACAAGAAGUGGUGUAAGAGUGGGCACUGUGUACAUGACGAUAAUGCCCCAGCAAGUGCAGACGAGAAAUGUUUGCUCGGUGAUCAGACGGGCCCGGUACACAAUCAGCAGACUUGCCAAGACGUCGCCAAUAGUUCCCCGACUUUGUGUCUUCAAUCAAAAAUCAAGCGUCUAUGUUGCAGUUCAUGCAAGACUGUAAAUAUCACUACCAUACCAUCUGUUGAUGCCCAGUGUGCAGAAAUGUAUGGUGAUGGUUUCUCCAUGAAUAGGCAUCUGACCAUUUACAACAGCAACAACUAUGAAAUGAUAUGCAGUCGCUUGUACUGCCGAGACACGAAAUCCUAUCAUUCGAUGCACGCCUAUGAGAAGACACCAUGUGGUCACAAAAAGUGGUGUAUAGAUGGUCAAUGUGUGCAAGAUGAUAAAGCCCCGGCUGUGUUAGAAAGCUGUCCAAUGGGUGAUCAUAAGAAUGACACGCGCGUGACAAGUGCUCAUCUUACAUGCGCUCAGAUAGCUCAACCCGGUAAUCAUGGGUCGUGUUAUAGCAGUUACACUGUUAGAGAAUGCUGUAAAACCUGUGUCGAUAUACGAAGUCCAAUAAAAGGAUGUGAAUACGGUGAUAAAAGUCAGUAUUGUAGGAAAUCAGAUUGUGGAAGAUACCAGCAGGAUGCUUUGGCGAGAUGUUGCGAGACUUGUAGGGGAGCGGCGAUUGUCGGAUAAUAUAAAAUGACGUCAGACAUAUUGUUGUAGGUCUAUCUGAAAUAAAUAGAUAAU